AUGUCUGCUGCUGCAGCUGAGAAAAAGCUAAUUUUUGGCAUUGAUAUCGGCACCACUGAGACCCGGAUAAUGCACACCGAAUCGAAUCCCCAACGAAUGUUGAGGCCUCUGAUCAGUUCAUUCACCAUCGACCAAACAACUGCUUUCCCUACCACUAUUGGGUAUGAGAACGACUGGAAUCGGAACGUUGUCUGGGGUCCAAAGACCGGGGCCAGCGGGUAUACCGUUUAUCCUUGGCUCAAACUUCACCUUUACAGCCCCAAUCAUCCCAUUCUACAAGAGCUCAAGCGGACCAACAUCCCAACCCUACCUAACCGGAUAACACCCGAGAAAGCGCUUUCAGAUUUUCUCAAGCCACUUUACCAGGCCAUCCAGGAAUGGAUUAAUGACAAAUGGGAAAAGGAUGCAGGUUUUGGGGCAAAUACUCCUGAUAAAGUGUUUUUCGUGGACGAGGCCGAAGCGGUCACUUUGUACUUUGCAGAUUGCCAGGGCUACAAAACGCCGGAAGAUGGCUGUAUUUUGAUUUGUGAUGUCGGUGGGGGAACAAUAAAGGAUGUUGACGUAUUCGAGAUCCGGGGCACGGGCGUGAAUCCUCUCUAUGUGUCACUUAAAAGCUCUUCAGGUGCUGACUCAGGGGGUGCAGCUAUGGAUGCUGUGAUUGCUAAAUGCUUAGAAAACCAACUUGCUUGUAAGUUGGGAGUGUUAAAACUGUUUAUAAAGGCUCAGUUGGAGUACAUUAGCCUUGUAAAGUAUGACUUUGAAGGCAAUGGGAACAUCCCGGUCGUUCUUGACGAGGAAAGCGGCAUCGUCAUCUCUCAGGCGGAGUUCAAAGCAUGCCUCCAAGGAAUAAUCGACGGUAUAAUCUGUCCUAUUUAUCAGUACCUGGAUGCAUUAAACAGAAUUCAAAAGCUUAUUUCCGUUAGUUUCCUCUUGUCCAAGCCUUUCAUACUUUGCGCUGACAGAUCUCUCAAACAGUAUGUUUUGCUAGUCGGGGGUCCCAGUAUACCGGACACAACACAGCUGAUGGCCCUCAAGGAUGUAGAGAACUAG
Aspergillus costaricaensis CBS 115574 is the source of this 1050-nucleotide messenger RNA. RefSeq lists its product as uncharacterized. Bases 1 to 1050 code for a protein of 349 amino acids. The record is from RefSeq and is a predicted model, not a curated record. The transcript is spliced from 7 exons. NCBI's taxonomy places the organism in Eukaryota, Fungi, Ascomycota, Eurotiomycetes, Eurotiales, Aspergillaceae.